This is a messenger RNA of Amoebophrya sp. A25, 3042 nucleotides long. NCBI's taxonomy places the organism in Eukaryota, Dinophyceae, Syndiniales, Amoebophryaceae. The record is from the annotation of a GenBank genome assembly.
UAUGAAGCUCCCUUUUCCGACGCGUGCUCAGGAUCCGCAAUUUGCCGAUAUGCUAGCAGAUCGGUUGGACGUGUUCAUAAGGAAGGCGAGGUUGGAACCGAUAUUAAGAGAACAAGAACAGGAUGAUCUUCAAGGUGAGCAUAAGCAGGACAACAAGAACCAACAAGCUAGGGAUAUUAAUAUUAGAGACGCCAACAUUGAGGACGAGGAACGCCCUCUUUUCCCGAAAAUGAAGAAGCACAAACGAAAAACGAGCCAGGCUGACAUUCAUCCACGGGAUCUGUGCAAUUUUAUCGCCAGCUUAGGAGGUCGUGGCUUAUUGGAGUCACCCGUAGUCCGCCGCGCUCUCCAAGAAGGCUACCUUGAUGCGACAGAAGCAGAGAAACGACGCUGGAACUCGCAUGACUAUGGAAGUAUGCUUUAUGGUCUAGCGAAACUCCCGGAACUUCAGCAACAGCAGCUUUUGGAUGUAGCGAGUGACUUCGCGCAAGAAAUCGAGGAAAGGCUAGACUUCGUCUUUCCAGAUCGUGAGAUAGUGGAAAGAAGGGCUGCGUCGCCGUUUAGACUACAGCGCAUGCUUUGGAGCGCCAAAGAUACGUCCUACCCAAAACAUGCACAGAUGAGCAAAGGGCCAGAAACUACGAGAAGAACAACCGCCUGUAAUGAACACGAAGUGAAUUGUUCCGUCUACAUUCGCAACUUGUGCAACUUUUUGCAUUUUUUUUCCGAAUGGCGUGUCCGCGAACCGCGAUUGCUGUCCAGAAUUUUCAAAAAGUUGAUGGGCUACCGACCUCAGGAUACCGAUUGGCUGGGAACCCAGCAAAUGCUUCGCCAUGCGGCUGUUCUAGGUGUCACAGACGUUCCAGGCAUAGAGGAAAUGGUGUUUGCUGCCUCGAAACAACGACUGCUGACACACAAAACUAUCGAGGUCCGCCAGGCGACGACGAUGGUGUGGAGUCUCUGUGUGCUAGCGGCUUGCAGAAGUGAGAAGAGCAGGACAAGCACACUUGUUACCGAAAUCGAAAAUUCAACACAACCGGACACGACAAAUUGUUCCUCCAGUUCAUCCACGAUGCUUGAUUCUCAAGAACAAGAUGGCACAACUACUACUAGUAAAGCAACCAGGGACUGGCUUUCCUGUCCAGAGUUUCGGGGAUUCGUCAAACAAGUGCUCUUCGUAGAUCCUCAGCACUUUUUUGGUAACCACAUGAUCACGAUCACGGAUCUACGAAUGGCUUUGCGCGUGGCUAUUGCUUUGGACCUGCAUGCUGAGGCAGAGAUGUGCAGAAAAAGACUGUGGACUGGGCAUAUGAACAUGCCUGCGGGUUUUGGGGGAGAGAUGAACACACCGCAGUCGUCUGGCAGAGGUCUUGUUAAGGGUUUCCGCAUUGCAUUUUCUUUGUUAGUCCUAUUCUUGACUUCACUUGUUUUCCAGUAGGAUGGAAAUGAGUUGUCAGGCAUGAUCUUCGGGAGAGUUAUGCACUGCCAGAACCUCUAAUCUUGACAGCUUGAGUGCAUCAGAACGUCUGAUUAGCGAAGAGCUCACGACCGCAGGUCUGCGACAUAGGAACGACGUCUGGUUUCCGCUUUUGGACAGGUCAGUGGAUUUCAUCCUGGACGUAAGGGAGAAUGCAGACAGAGGCUUAUGACUAAGUACCUAGAAAAUCAUGUGCCUAGAAGAAGAUAUAAAUGGAAGUAGCAUCAGCUUGUUUCAUCUUAUGAAAAAUACUACUUCUUUGAGAAUAUCGAUCGGCUCUCCACUCCUUCGCGAAGAAGCACGUACAACGCAACUACAACACUCUCUAAUGCUCACAACCGCAAACAAAAACGGUACUACAACAAAAUCCAGCAACGAAAUUUCCCAGGACAGUGUUGUCAUUUUAGAGUAUGACGGACCCGUGCACUUUUACCGCUCGAAAAACACGUGGAUGGAGCCGACUGGACGAGACCGAUUUGAAACAUGGCUCAUACUUAAGGCUAUCACGUUGAUUCAUCCGUUUCCGUUUGCUCGUCUUUCUACUUAGCAUCCAUCAUCUUGUCUAGAUCAGUAUCACUAUCCUGCUUUAUCCGUCCCUCUUCCUUUUUCAGUGUGGUGAACAGUCUCUCUAGCUCCCGUCUAGCAACUCUACUUUCGAAGGAAAUCAUGAUUUUAUGCUAGACGUAGAGCCGCGAUUUCUUUUGAUUAUCACUCCACAGCAGGUCAGAUGUACAUUAGUUAGUACCUACAGGAGUGAAUUGUCUUGUCGAUAGCUGUUGUGACACGGCGAGUAGAGGCCCACCAGAGGGGCAGCCGAGGUCGCCCACUGAAUUGAGUUGAUAGCUCUAACAAACAUAAGCUGGGUUACUCCUUUGUACGCAUGCCAUAUUGGGACGUCGAUCCCUUCAGGGCUGGAACGGACACAACUCGACGCCGCUUCUACCACAUGCUUGCGGAUGUAGUGCGAGCAAAGCGGAAAGUGCUUUAUGAAAAGUCACGCCUAGACAGGAUAGCAAGAGAUGACCCCUAGAUCGUGGUGCAUCUUGGUGGUUCCUUCUCCUUAUAAGGAACAGCAUAUCUUCCAAGAUGAAAAUCGACUCAGUGGGCCCUGCAAUCAAAGAAGUCGAAAAGUCACGCCUAGUAGACAGGAUAGCAAGAGAUGACCCCUAGAUCGCCUUUUAAUAAAGGGUCAAAGAAAAAUCGACUCAGUGGGCCCUGCAAUCAAAGAAGUCGAGUUCCAGUCGACCAUCAAGUAUCCACGAUGAAAAGAAUAUCUGACUACAGUUCGAUCAUCCCUUCACCAUCAAAAUAGGUUUCGGGAAAUUCACAAAGAUCAGGGGGAUGCAUCUUUUGUGCUGCACUGGAACCAUUUACAAGUAGUCUAAUCGUUUUGAACCUGCGGGCAUGAUCAUGGCGUCUUGCUGAACAAGAGAUUCUUAGAUUCAAUUUCAGUAAGCAGUCCUCAAUUACUUCCAUCGUGGUAUUGAAAAUGAAUCCACAAUGCGCGCUUUGUGGAUCUUAUGAGACAGCUACAUCUCAGGGGAAUACGGGACAUUGAACAUAAG